Molecule: messenger RNA, 2061 nt
Organism: Acanthosepion pharaonis
Lineage: Eukaryota; Metazoa; Mollusca; Cephalopoda; Sepiida; Sepiidae
Source: the annotation of a GenBank genome assembly
AUGUCUUCUUCUUUGCCCCACCCUUACCCAAAACUUAUAAACCACUCAUUCUCUCUCUUUCUAUCUAUCUAUCUCUGUAGUUUUUCCACUCCACCUCUUUCUCUCUCUCUCUCUCUCUCUCUCUCUCUCUCUCUCCAGGGUUCUGUUUUUAUCCUGCUGUCUCAGACUCAGCCAACCACUUUACUUUUCAUUUCUUCUUCUUUCUCUUUAUUUUUUUAUCUUAUAUUUGUUUUACUCUUUUUUAUUAUUCCUCUACUUUCCUUUUUCAUCCUUUUCUUUCUUUACCCUUCUCCCUUUUUCUACAUGUCUUUUUCCUCUUCUUCCGUCAGUCUUUUGUGUCCGUUUCUUCAUAUCUAUCCUCGUUUUUUCACUCCUGUCACCACUUUCUUCCUUUCCAGUUUGUUUUUUUUAUUUCCUCUACCUUCUCUAGUGCCUUCUAGUAUUGGCUCGACAGCUGUCGUCUGUUCGUCCUCGGGGCUACAAACCGCAACUGAUCCAGUUUUCUUUUUUUUUUCUACUUUCGUUUCUUUUCCUUCCCCCACUUUCGUCUCUCUCUUUUCCUCCCUCCCACUUUCGUCUCUCUCUUUUCCUCCCUCCCACUUUCGUCUCUCUCUUUUCCUCCCUCCCACUUUCGUCUCUCUCUUUUCCUCCCUCCCACUUUCGUCUCUCUCUUUUCCUCCCUCCCACUUUCGUCUCUCUUUUUCCUCCCUCCACUUUCGUCUCUCUUUUCCUCCCUCCCACUUUCGUCUCUCUCUUUUCCUCCCUCCCACUUUCGUCUCUCUCUUUUCUUCCUCCCACUUUCGUCUCUCUCUUUUCUUCCCUCCCACUUUCGUCUCUCUUUUUUUCUUCCCUCCCUUUUCGUCUCUCUCUUUUCUUCCCUCCCACUUUCGUCUCUCUCUUUUUCUUCCCUCCCACUUUCGUCUCUCUCUUUUUCUUCCCUCCCACUUUCGUCUCUCUCUUUUUUCUUCCCUCCACUUUCGUCUCUCUUUUUCUUCCCUCCCACUUUCGUCUCUCUCUUUUUCUUCCCUCCCACUUUCGUCUCUCUCUUUUUCUUCCCUCCCACUUUCGUCUCUCUCUUUUUCUUCCCUCCCACUUUCGUCUCUCUCUUUUUCUUCCCUCCCACUUUCGUCUCUCUCUUUUUCUUCCCUCCCACUUUCGUCUCUCUCUUUUUCUUCCCUCCCCCUACUCUUCCACACUUCCUUUUCUUUUCUUUCUCGUUCUUCUAUAUAUUUUGGUCUUUUCAAUUUUUCUUUUUCCCAUCCCGCGUACUUAUUUAUUUUGUCUACUUUUCAUUUUGUCUCAUUCACUCUUUCCUUCUUGCUCAUCUUUCAUUUCUUCUCUCCAUUAAACUUCAUUUGUGUGUGUGUGUGUGUUCUUCCGUUCAUCUUUAUCCAUUUUGUCGUCUUGCUUUCUUUUAUUCUCUCCGUCUUUUCACUCUCUCUCUCUCCGUCUUUUCACUCUCUCUCUCUCCGUCUUUUCACUCUCUCUCUCUCCGUCUUUUCACUCUCUCUCUCUUUUCACUCUCUCUCUGUCUUUUCACUCUCUCUCUGUCUUUUCACUCUCACUCUCUCCGUCUUUUCACUUUUCCGUCUUUUCUCUCUUUUCUCUCUCUCCGUCUUUUCUCUCUCUCUCCGUCUUUUCUCUCUGUCUUUUCCUCUCUCUCUCUCUCUCUCUCUGUCUUUUCACUCUCUCUCUGUCUUUUCACUCUCUCUCUGUCUUUUCACUCUCUCUCUGUCUUUUCACUCUCACUCUCUCCGUCUUUUCACCUUUUUUUCUCAUUCUUUCCUAUUGCUAUUCUUCUUUAAAUCUUUGCUUCCCUUUUUCUUCUCCUUGACAACUGUGUCGUUCCUUAAUUUCAUUCUGUCCUUUCACAAACUGGCCUGCAUACUUCAUUUGAGUUCCAGGAAAGUCCGAUAUUUCACCCCCUCUCUGUCUUUUCAAAUUUUGUCUUUUUCUCUGAUUCUUGUCUUUUUCACUCUGCAUAUAUUAAUUUUCUUAAUUUUCCUAUUGCUUUUUUUUAAAUUUCCCCUUUUUCUUCUCCUUGACAAAUGUUCUCUAUAA